Molecule: messenger RNA, 2181 nt
Organism: Olea europaea var. sylvestris
Lineage: Eukaryota; Viridiplantae; Streptophyta; Magnoliopsida; Lamiales; Oleaceae
Exons: 3
Coding region: 1-2181 (726 amino acids)
Biological process (GO): P-body assembly; deadenylation-dependent decapping of nuclear-transcribed mRNA
Cellular component (GO): P-body
Molecular function (GO): RNA binding
Source: RefSeq, a predicted model, not a curated record
AUGAGAAACUUUCUGCUUUACUGGCCUCUGCCUGCCAACGGUUAUCAUUGCUACUUCUGGGAAAUCUUCUUCGUUCUUCAAUUGCGAGCGGAGCCUGGCACUAGUAGGUGCGAUGGCGUACCCUUUCUUCUUUUGGUUCCUGAAGGAUCUUUUCCUUUGCUUGCUUAUGUUUUGAAUUGUUGUGGUAGAGACCAAGAGUCCGAUUUUCCCAUUUGGUUUGAUCAGCAUGCUUUUGAUGCUGCAAGCACUGAGGAAAGCAAAAGAUGGUCAUCACAGCCAUAUUCUUCCUUUAUCAGCUUCAUGGAAUCCAAAUCUUUGUACAGAACAUCGUCACACCCUGAACGGCAACGCCUACGACAUCACCAUUCUAUUGAAGCGAAUCUUGUUCCAAAUAUGCCGUUCACUUCAUAUCCUCCCACAGAUGGCAGGUCACAGCAGGCUUCAGCAAGUAGUCAAUCUAGCCACCCUAAUCUUGCAUAUCGCCCAGGUGGGCACCAAAUGGCAGCUGCUUCUUCCAAUAUUUCUUCUUUCUCUAAUCCUCAGCUUCAUGCGAAUGCCUUAUCUCACGGGUCACUGUAUGGAGGAAAUAUUCCUCAGGUAACUCAUGGCCAGCCAGUUAAUAGUCAACUCCAGAACCAGUGGGAGAACCAACCUAGUUUAUAUCCUGUAGAGCGUCCUGGCCCAAACAAGAUUUUUCAGCAACAGCAGUUACCCCAUCAAAAUGGUUUAAUGCCUCCACAGCUGCACUCCCAGCCACACAGAGUUCAGCAUCCGUUUCAGCCAUCCUUUUUCCAUCUAUCGGGGUUGCUGCCUCAACUUCACAAUCCUCACAUUUCUGCAUCACCGCCUUUGAUAAAUAACUCUGAGAUGCUUGGAUUAGCUGAUAUGAGAGAUGCAAGGGCUAUGUCAAUGCUGAGAAUUAGUGGGUGGCCAAAGUUCAAGUCCAAGUACAUGACAGCCGAUGAAAUUGAAAACAUUGUGAGAAUGCAGCUUGCUACUACUCAUAGCAAUGAUCCUUAUAUUGAUGAUUAUUACUAUCAAGCUUGUCUGGCCAAAAAAUCUUCCGGUGCAAAGUUGAAACACCAUUUCUGCCCAUCUUAUCUGCGUGAUAAAUUUUCCGGAGCUUGUUCUAACAAAGAGCCACAUGCUUUUCUCCAGAUCGAUGCUCUUGGGAGGCUUUCCUUCUCUUCAAUACGCAGGCCCCAUCCACUUCUUGAAGUUGAUUCCCCAAAUUCAUCUGGUAGUGGUAAUGCUGAACUGUUUGAGAACCCUUUGGAACAGGAGCCAAUGCUUGCGGCUAGAGUGACCAUUGAGGAUGGCAUUUGCCUUCUCCUUCUUGUUGAUGAUAUUGAUAGAUUCCUACAAUUUAAUCAGCUCCAAGAUGGUGGUGCCCAGUUAAGGCAAAGGAGGAGGCACAUCCUGUUAGAAGGUUUGGCAUUAUCCCUUCAGCUUAUUGAUCCUCCUGGGAAAAAUGGCCACACAGUGGACUUGGCUCCUGAAGAUGACCUUGACCUCUUAAGGUUAGUUUCUCUUCCUAAGGGCCGGAAGUUCCUAUCAAGGUAUCUUCAACUUCUUUCUCCAGGUGACGAACUCACUCGAGUAGUUUGCAUGGCCCUUUUACAUCAUUUGAGAUUCUUGUUUGGUGGCCUUCAUGAUGAUCCUAGAGCUUCUGAACCAACUAUCAACCUUGCAAGAGUCGUGUCAUCUUGUGUCCACAGUAUGGAGAGGCCUGCCUUGCAUCCGUGGUUUUGUUCAGCUGAGCAUCCUCCUCUGCGUCCCAUUGGAAGCCUCAAUAGAGAUGGGGCAUCUAUUGUUCUCAAGUCUCUUCUCGAGAGGGCAACUGAGCUCCUGACAAACCCUCAUGCUGCGGCCAACUGCUGCAUUUCUAACAGAGAAUUUUUGCAGGCCUCUUUUGAUGCAUUCUUUGGUCUCCUCACGAAAUACUGCUUUAAUAAAUAUGAUUCUGUUAUGAAAUCCUUCCUCGCCCAAGCCUCAUUAGAGACAGCUACUCUUGGGUCUGAUGCAACCAGAGCCAUCAGUAGAGAGAUGCCGGUUGAGCUCUUACGAGCAAGUCUCCCUCAUACAAGCGAGCCUCAGAGAAAACUGUUAUUGGAAUUCACACAGCGGUCCAUGCCCAUGUUGGGUCUUAGGGGUCAGGGCGGAGGGAGUGGUGGCUCUUGA